Messenger RNA from Triticum turgidum subsp. durum (durum wheat), 237 nucleotides. The record is from the annotation of a GenBank genome assembly. Lineage: Eukaryota; Viridiplantae; Streptophyta; Magnoliopsida; Poales; Poaceae.
AUGGCCUUACAGUGCUACACGCCUCUGCUGAAGCCCCAACUGGCCCAAGUCUCGGUUAACCCUUGCAUUAACACGAUACAGAUUCCAGGUUAUGCAACUGCACUUGCAAUGGUAGCAGGAACGACCUUUGCUUGGGCGACCUUCUCUGUUAUGAUAUUGUUGUCUAAGUUAAAGAACCUAAAUCUGCUCCAUGGUUUUGUUAUGUUGGAUGUGCCCCAAGAAACUUCUUUCUUUUGA